AUGGAGACACAACAGGCCUAUAGUGCUCGAAAUCCAUUCACGGACAGUAAUGCUCCUUCUAUUCGAUCAAGCUACGGCAGUGCCAGAUUUGCAGAAAACCUGCCAGCAAAACGAAAGUUUGUCAGCUACCGAUUAAAAGGCACGUUCGACCAACCGUGGCUGAGCGACAAGCGAGUCAGCAGAACCCAGGUAGGCAACUGGAUUAUUCGGGGCGCCUUCAUCGCAGCCCUCAUUGUUGCAGCCUAUAUCAACUACAAUGCAUAUGCAAGGGUUCCCAAAACGAAGUUCUGUCUCAUCUUGGAUGAUAACUUCAGCGAGAUUGACCCGGAUGUGUGGAAUUAUGAAGUUCAGAUCGGCGGUUUUGGGAAUGGAGAGUUCGAGUGGACCACGACAGAUUCUAGUAACGCCUUUGUUGAUUCCGAAGGUCUUCAUAUUGUUCCGACCUUGACCACAAACACGACAUCAAUCUCGCCGGCGGACAUCACCAAUGGGUACACACUGAACCUGACUCAAGCAGGCGGUGACGGUACUUGCACAGGUAAUACGAAUGCUGAAUGCUCAGUGCAAUCGAACAGUACGUUACAGAUAGUUAUUCCAUCCGUGCGCUCAGCUCGGUUGAAUACCAAGGGAAAGAAGAGUAUCAAGUACGGCAAGGUUGAAGUUGUUGCUAAAAUGCCUGAGGGCGACUGGCUCUGGCCAGCGAUCUGGAUGAUGCCAGAAAGCGACGUCUACGGCUCCUGGCCUGCCAGCGGAGAGAUUGAUAUUGCAGAGAGUAGAGGUAACGACAUCAAUUACCCACUUGGUGGACGAAACUGGUUCGCUAGCACUCUACAUUGGGGGCCAACGGUGGACACGGACGCGUACUGGCGCUCCACCACAUCCAAGGCCUUGCAACGAGGUGAUCUUGCACAGGGCUUUCAUACCUACGGCAUGGAAUGGAGUGAGGAAUACAUCUUCACGUAUCUCGACAGCCCACUGAAGCAGAUCCUGUACUAUAAAUUCCCCAAGGGUAACACUAUGUGGCAGAGGGGCGACUUCGCCUCAUACACUGUGAAUCAGUCCUUCUUGGUUGAUCCGUGGGUACAGUCCGAGGACUCGAACGCGCCGUUUGACCAGCUAUUCUACUUGAUCCUGAAUGUUGCUGUAGGCGGCACAAAUGGCUGGUUUCCAGAUGGUGAGGGGAACAAGCCAUGGACAAACCAAGGCCAUGCGUCGUGGGACUUCUAUCAAAGCCUCGAUUCAUGGUUCCCUACCUGGGGUGCAGGUAAUGCCAAAGGCAUGACGAUCAAGUCAGUGAAGAUGUGGCAGCAGGGCGAUUGUAGCUAA
Molecule: messenger RNA, 1326 nt
Organism: Talaromyces stipitatus ATCC 10500
Lineage: Eukaryota; Fungi; Ascomycota; Eurotiomycetes; Eurotiales; Trichocomaceae
Product: secreted glucosidase, putative
Exons: 6
Coding region: 1-1326 (441 amino acids)
Biological process (GO): carbohydrate metabolic process
Molecular function (GO): hydrolase activity, hydrolyzing O-glycosyl compounds
Source: RefSeq, a predicted model, not a curated record